AUGCGAAGACGUGCAGAGUGGAAUCCGCCUAAUCGGCCAAGCGAGAAAUUUGUUCGAAAUGAUUUCACGAAUCUUCCAACACGACCAUCCGGUCUCUCUACUUCUUCGACGGGCUUCAAUUUAUCAAGUGGUGCUGCAUUCACAGCUACGGAGAGGAGUGAACCAAACGUCUCGAGAAGACCACUGGGUGAAACAUGGAGAACUUCCACCGAAAAAUCAGGCUCUGAUUCAUGGCCAAAACGUGAUGAACCAAUAUUCAGUCGAAGCGAAGGAAGGCAAGCAGACGUGAUGAAGAGUGUAAUAGCAGCCGUUCUUCCUAAUAGCGGUCAGGUUCAAAAACCCCUUCCAAACGAUAUUUCAUCGAAAACUGAAAGUCGCGUUUCUCAGGAAAAAAUAGCAGAACGCAGUAAUCCUGUCGAGCAAGCCAAGCUAGAAAAAGAGCGAGAGGAUCUGGAAAAAAUAGCGCAAGUUAAGAGCGAGUUGGAGAGUAUGAGGCGCGAUGACAAAGAAGGAUUCGAAAUGCUCCUCAGAGUAGUGAAGGAAAUGAACGAUCCGAGAGGUGGAUAUGCAAGAUCCUCUCUUUUCGCAAACGCAUCGCCAGCCAUAAAAAGUCUUUCGACGAACCAAUUGAUUAUGAGGGCUUUGUUCGGAGGGCCCGUCUCGACAUCGAAAGCAAGUGGAAAUCUUGAGUUUUCUCAGAGCAGUGAUCCCAAGAAUAUUUUGCCGUCUAAGGAUUCAGUACCUGCAGUCCCUAUCAAAUCAACAGAUAGUGCAAAUAUCCCAGACACAAAAAUACUUUCAUCAUCAGCCGCUCUCCCAGCUCCUGAUCCACCUUGUCCAUCCCAACCUCGCUGGGAGUCUUGGAGAAAUCUUGGUAGUCGUGAACCCGGUAAACCAUCGAACGAACCUGUUGCUCCGCCUAGUGACUCAUGGAGAACUACAGCCAGCAGCUCCGCGAGUUCAGCCAGCUGGAGAAGCGAUUCAAAGACUGUUCCGAAUAGUAGUCCAUUAAAAAAAGGACAGCCAUGGGAAAGUCAGCCCUCAGUAGGAGCUGAUAGAUUCAGACCACAGCAGACUAUGAUCUCGGAUUCCUUUAUUAGAUCUCGAGCAAAUGAUCGUGGACAAUUUAUGAAUAGGCCGUUGAGACGAUGGUAG
Messenger RNA from Haemonchus placei, 1155 nucleotides. The record is from the annotation of a GenBank genome assembly. Lineage: Eukaryota; Metazoa; Nematoda; Chromadorea; Rhabditida; Trichostrongylidae.